Penicillium antarcticum is the source of this 1092-nucleotide messenger RNA. Its product is annotated as GIY-YIG nuclease family protein. The transcript is spliced from 2 exons. Bases 1 to 1092 code for a protein of 363 amino acids. The record is from RefSeq and is a predicted model, not a curated record. NCBI's taxonomy places the organism in Eukaryota, Fungi, Ascomycota, Eurotiomycetes, Eurotiales, Aspergillaceae.
AUGGAGGCUCCAAUCAGCAAGUUCCUUCUCCUCUCAGGCUUACUGGAGAUCAUAUAUAAACCAGGGCAGCCUCGAGCUUGUCAAGAGGCCUUUGGGGAUCUAUUCGCUCUUAUCAACGAUCCUUGUCGUGCAUUCGAAGACAAGGAUGGUGCAUUCAAUAACGUCCUCACGCAGUUCAUCCAGCGUUGCCUUUGUCGGAAUCGACACUACAAGAAUGCCGACCACGCCAGGAGCCAAUGGGAAAAAGAGCUUUACGAUCGCGAAAAAAGAAGCCAACUGCGCUUAGGGUUGCAAGAGAUCCUUUCCAGACCAUUGGAAGAGACCAUCUAUUCCACGCCACCAUCCUCAAAGUUCAAGCUCCGCGUGUCGGGAACACCAGCGAGCCCUGAAGAGGACGUGGCACGCAAAGUGACAGAAAAGGCAUACGAACCCCUCACAGACCUGGAUCAGAAGCCUGGCCGUCUCUAUCUUAUCUCUCUUCCUGGACAAGAAGAUAUGUUCAAAGUGGGAUUUACAAAAGACAUCAAGAAUCGAUUUUCCACUCACCGGCGGUGCUACGGAGACAUCACGAUCGUGAAAAAUGCAUUCCUACCCUUUGCUCGUCGAAUCGAGCAGCUAAUCCUCGCCGAGCUAUUCCAGCAGCACUGUGUACUCACGGAGAAAUGCGAAAGCUGUGACAAGUCCCACAAGGAAUGGAUUCAAAUCGGCAAAGCCGACAUGGUAACCGUCUUUGACAAAUGGGUUGAAUUUGCCCGUGGAGAGAAUGAACUUGAUCUUCGAGUGACUGAGGCUUACGACAAAGAUGGCAAUUUCAGCUCGAAACAUGUGGCGCUCCCACCUCCUGCUGGAAAUUAUAAGUUUUUAGUUUCGACUUCGUCGAAAAAGAGUCGUCGUCGAUCAACCGGGGCCUCAUCACAGAACUCGCCUUCUAAGCCUAGUUCUGCCAGGUCUGAUAUCAGUUUCAUUGAUGAAGGCAUUAGUUACUUGAGUCUCGGCGACAGCCAGCCUGGGAAUGAUGAUAGUGAUGAAGACGACCACUCGGAACACAUCUCGUCCUUUGCCGCGAAUCUACUUGCUGCGCAUACCAAGUGA